CAUCAGGGAAGUGAUGUGAAUCUUGUUACAGCAGACCAGGUGUCUCCUCUCCAUGAAGCCUGCCUAGGGGGUCAUGCUGCUUGUGCAAGUGUCCUAUUAAAACAUGGUGCUCAGGUGAAUGGAGUUACUGUCGACUGGCACACUCCAUUGUUCAGCGCUUGUGUCAGUGGCAGUGUGGCUUGCUUGAAUUUAUUGCUGCAGCACGGAGCCAGCCCACACCCCCCCUGUGACUUGGCAUCCCCUAUCCAUGAAGCUGCUAAGAGAG
Messenger RNA from Fulmarus glacialis (Northern fulmar), 265 nucleotides. Its product is annotated as ankyrin repeat and SOCS box protein 9-like. NCBI's taxonomy places the organism in Eukaryota, Metazoa, Chordata, Aves, Procellariiformes, Procellariidae. The transcript has 2 exons. Gene Ontology annotation, molecular function: protein binding. The record is from RefSeq and is a predicted model, not a curated record. The annotation marks the transcript as partial. Gene Ontology annotation, biological process: positive regulation of protein catabolic process; protein ubiquitination.